CGAGCAUGGCGGUAGCAACGGUGGAAUCCGCGGUGAAAGCGCUGGAGAAGCAGCUCGAGCAUGCUGCCGUGACGGACACUGACGGAAAAGACGCUGUGUCGAUGGCGAUCGGUUGUCUGCACAACGUCGAGUUGCAUCCAUACCAGAAGGAUGGCUUGGCAUGGCUCGCGCAUCGUGAACGCGCCCACGUGAACGUGAUCUUGGGCGACGAGAUGGGGCUUGGCAAGACGGUGCAAACGAUUGCAUUCGUGUGCUACUUGAACGUUGCGUACGCGGCAUCGUUCAAGACGUGCCUCGUCGUCGCUCCGUUGAGCGUCCUCCCAAACUGGAACGAGCAGUUCACUCGGUACGCCCCGCAUUUGUCCGUGGUGACGUAUUGCGGCGACAAGAACGAGCGGCGGGACCUACAGACAAAGUUUCACUCGCAAGCGAGCCCGAAAAUCCUGUUGACGUCGUACGAGCUCGUCGCGCUGGACACGACGUUCCUAAAGGCAUGUGCGCCAUGGUCGCUCGGUGUAUUUGACGAAGGCCAUCGCUUGAAAAACGCCAAGUCCCAGAUUCAUCAAACCUUGCGCGACGACGUCAUCUCGGAGCGAAAAAUGAUCCUCACCGGCACGCCCGUUCAAAACAACUUGGCGGAACUCGCCGCCCUCCUGUCGUUGCUCAACCCCAUGGCAUUUACUCCCGCGGUCUGCCUCGCGUUUACGGCGACGCAGCCUUCGCCAUCGUUGCUGCGGUCGAUUCUCGCGCCUGUGAUGCUGCUUCGAACGGUCGACGACGUCCAAGAAGCGGUGCAACUCCCGCCACUGACCAAAGUCGUGAUUCACACCGAGUUGUCGCCCAUGCAGCGGGCGUAUUACAAGCAAAUUGUGUCCAAGGGCACAGCGUUCGAGUCGACGCUGUCCCUCAUGAACGUCCUGGCGCAACUCCGGAAAGCAUGCAAUCACCCGUACCUGUUCCCGAACGCUGAACCUGAGCCGUUCGAGGAAGGCCCGCAUUUGUACAUGAAUAGUGGCAAGCUCUUUGUCCUCCACACGCUGCUGCAUGCUCUUCAUGCACGGAACCACGUCGUCCUGCUCUUUAGCACGUCCACGGCAUUCCUCGAUAUCAUCCAGGACUACUGCACGUGGCAGAAGCUGUCGUACGAGCGCUUGGACGGGUCUGUGCGCGGCGAAGAGCGCUGGCAAGCGAUCGACCGGUUUCGACACGAAGAUGCGUUUUUGUUUUUGCUCAGCACACGGGCCGGUGGAGUCGGGCUCAACCUCCAGCGCGCCGACACGGUCAUCUUUUGCGAUGUCGACUACAACCCGCAAAUGGAGCUGCAAGCGCUGGCGCGGGCAUAUCGGAUGGGCCAGACAAACGCGAUCCACGUCAUGCAUCUCGUGUGCGCUCACUCGGUCGAAGAAAUCAUGUACAAGCGGUCGCUGGAGAAAUUGAAGCUCUCGGCCACGGUCCGCGAAUGCUCGAAAGCUCGACAUGCGCUCGCCGUCGACGGGACGCCGGAAUGGAGGGACGACAUGGUUCAGUACGGGCUUCAGUACUUGAUGGAGCAGAGCGACGACGACGGGCUCCAACCGCUCACGGACGACCAACUCGAAACGAUCUUGCAUCGAGGACGGUCAACGACUGCCAUGGUCGCGCCGGCGCUUCCGACGCAGCUCGUGGACGAUGAAAACAUGUAUUACUUUGACGGCCACGAUUACUCGACGACAACCGCGGCCGACGCCACCUGCCUCAAGCAAUUGCAGCUCGACAUGGCGUCCACGCCUCGGUUGCGCAAGACGACCCCAUCGACCAUCGAAUACGAGCACGAUGCCGACGAUGCGGUCGACGUUGUGGAUGCUGACGCUCUCGCGCAGCAACGACUUGCUCGGAAGCACGCGCUGUGGGCCAAAAACAACUACACGUCGUACGCUAUCGACGCGACGUUGUCCGAGUUGGGCCAUGCGAGUGGUAGCAAUGACGACGAUGACGAAGCAUGCGCGAUCACGUACAAGACUGGGAAUGCGGCGCUGGCAAGUGGCGACGAUGUACGGCCAGCAAUCAUUUUGCAUUGUGUCGACACGAGUGGCGAGUGGACGUCGCGGGGGUUUUUUGGCGCGAUUUCGCACCGCGCACCGUACGUCGAAGCCGCGUACAGGCAGAUGAAGGUGAACCACGACUUGAAACUCGGCCAGGCGCAUUGCAUCCCUCUCGACAACCACACGUUUGUGUGUUUGCUAGUCGUUCAGACGUACCUCCACCAAAAGAAGAAGCGCACGGGCAAAACCCUCGCGGUACGACUGAAUUCGCUGCAGCUGGCGCUGGCGGCGGUCGCUGCCAAGGCGCGCCAGUGCCAUGCCACGAUUCACAUGCCACGGCUCGGAGCCGGCACCCCCGGCUUCAAUUGGUACGCGGUCGAGCGCUUGAUCAAGAAGCAUCUGCGAGCAGUGACCGUGUAUUACUUUACACCGUCCACGAAGCGGCACAAGGCGACCCAUGCAACCAGUGACGCGCUGUCGGCCACGACGAAGUCGACGACUGGGGCCGCAACCUCGUUCGCGCCAGGAACUACCUAAUACAAAUGCCGACUGUACCCUGACGGAGGUGGUGGGUGCUGAGGGUGUUGAUGGGGCUGCCACGAAGCCGGGGGCUGUUGGUCAGGACGAUGAGGGGGGUAGUUUCCGUGGGGCGGGGGUCGUUGAGGGUCAUGGUGGAAAGCAUUCGCGUGCUGAGAGUACGCUGGUGGAGGCGGGUACGGGACUGGAGGCGGGUAAUAGUACCCGGCUGAUGGAUGCGGAUCGUAGAAGCCUGGCCCAUUGUGCGGAUGACGAGGGUAUGGCGUAGCAGCUGGCGUGGGGUAUCCGUGUUGCGACGGUGGGUAGCAGCCUGGCUGAUGGUGGUGAGGUGGAGGAGCAUGGUGGUCUUCGCGAUAUUGGCCGCCCUGUGGAUACGAAUGAAGCGCGUGCUGGUACGGCGCCUGGUGGUGGCGAAGUUGGUCCCGACGGGGAGCAGAUGGGUGGCUAAAGUGCUCUCGCUGGGUGUGGUGGCUGGAAUAUCCCGACGAAGUUGGUCUGGGAGCUGAAGGGGUCGCCGCCGCAGAACUUCGCUUUCGCUUGCAUUUUUUGGCCGAUUGCUCCGCUUCAUCGUCGGAAAAGUCCAUCUCAUCAGGGCCAAGUUCUUCGUCGUACAAGUUGGAUGCGUCCGAUCCCUUCACGCGGCACUUUUCUGGCUGGACGUACGUGGCGUGCUCGGUUGCGUAAAACACGUCGGUGUGUAGAGUCGCGCCCGCUGGGAUUUCGUCGGCUGUGUCGAACCGAAUGAGGUACAUGGGCAGCGAGACGGGCCCAAACACUUCGUCGACGCACCCGAGGACGACGCGGUCGGGCAGACACAGCACACUGCCUUCGUCCAGCGGGAGUUGAUUCGGGACGCUCUGGAUCGUAAUGGCACGCUCGGCUGAGUUGACGUUCAGGAUUCGACCCAUCUUCGAGAUCGGACACUCCGCCGUGAGUUGCUCCAUCGCGGGUUUCGUGACAGGGAGUUGCGACACUUCGUGGGCGGUCACCACCGGUGCAGAGGUCAAGCUCCCCUGUUCUUCUUUCUUCAGCGCGGUCUCGAUCUCAAGGCGAAGCUUGGAUUGAUCUUCGUCGUCACUGUCUGGCUCGCUCUCGUCGUCGUCGUCGCUUGAUUCGUCCGAUGCUCCCAUGUCUGCAUCCACGUGCUCCACGACUUCGGCCUUGACCUCGCCCUGCUCCAAUUCCUCUGCCUUGAUCUCUCCCUCUUCCACGAUCUCAGGCUUCACCACGUCGCUUGGCGGGGCAUAUACUUGUACUGCAACCUCGUCUACACCCGCGUACGCCGCAGCCACCAUCACGUCGUCCAUGAACUCGGUGCUCAUGGUUGCCCGCGUA
Molecule: messenger RNA, 3893 nt
Organism: Aphanomyces invadans
Lineage: Eukaryota; Oomycota; Saprolegniomycetes; Saprolegniales; Verrucalvaceae
Exons: 7
Coding region: 6-2558 (850 amino acids)
Biological process (GO): DNA repair; chromatin remodeling
Molecular function (GO): DNA helicase activity; ATP-dependent chromatin remodeler activity; ATP binding
Source: RefSeq, a predicted model, not a curated record